Culex pipiens pallens (northern house mosquito) is the source of this 7126-nucleotide messenger RNA. RefSeq names its product protein couch potato (gene cpo). Bases 1914 to 3314 code for a protein of 466 amino acids. Gene Ontology annotation, molecular function: mRNA binding. Lineage: Eukaryota; Metazoa; Arthropoda; Insecta; Diptera; Culicidae. The record is from RefSeq and is a predicted model, not a curated record. The transcript is spliced from 9 exons.
UCCACGAGCUCACCGGUGUGCCCGUCCUGUGUACACAGCUGGAAAGUGUGCCCCGUCCGAAGUCAGUCUACUGUUAGCAGUCGGGAAAAUCGCAACUGAAUGGAAAUCGCCUUUUAUAUCGGUAUUUAAGCUCUAGAGUGUGUGAUUUCUGGGAAGUAAGAGGUUAGGAAAGUUUGUGUCAAAGGGUUCUUUUUUGGCAUAAAGAGUUGUCCUUUUGGGAGAAUUUGAAGGUUCGGAUACGUUUUUCUUGAGUUUUUCGCGAAGUUCGGUUCGUUCGAUUGUUUCUGUUGAUAACGGUUCGCUCCCGUUUUAUUUUGUUUUUCGUUAUCGUGUGGAAAAUCCAGCGCGUGAAGGAAAAUUAAGCACAUUUUCCACAAUCAAAGUGACUUCGUGUUUGUUUCGUGGACAAUUGUCGCAUGUGCACUUUUCGUCGUUACGACUAAUUGCGAGUGAGCUGGGUAUUGAUUUUCGUUCGAGUCGUUAAGUUUCGAGUCACUUUUGGAGGGAGUGAGGAAAAAAGUUGUUUUGCCGUUUUUAAUAUUGUUGCUAGUUUGUUGGGCCAAACAAAUUUCUGCCUCGUUCGACGGUUUCCAACGUUGGCAAGCGAGAAAUAAUUCAGCACAACCGGAUCGAGCAGACGCAAGCAACUGUUGGAAGUUGGUCAAAUACGGUGCGAAGCGAUGUUCCAACUUUAGAAGAAACAGUUCGAGUUUUGUAAAGUCGAAGUACACAACUCUGUACAGUUCCGUGUUAGCGUGUACACACCAAUUGCAAUAAUUACAUAGUCCCUCGGUAGUUGAGAUCCAGUGCGAUAUUGGAUCACGAAAAUAGCAGAGUUCGAGUGUGGGAAAAAAAUCUAACAAAACCGGUGUUCAAGCAGUUGGAGCAGCAAGUGUUUUCAUGAGCUCAAGUCACCAUCAGUGAAGGAAAAGCAGCGUGAAGAAUCUACCCUCACGAGAGAGAGAGUGUAAGAAGAGCUCAAGAAUCGUUUACGACCUGUUACCUCAAGGUACCAACAUCUGGAGAAGCAGCAUAAAACGUAAAAUAAUAAAAGAAAAGCUCCGACUUGAGCGAACAGCUUUCGCGUUCCCAUUCGGUGGAAUUUUACGAGAAGUUAAGAAAAAAAGCUUGAAUAAAGAUAGAGAAGGAGAAAAAAUAAACAGAUAAUAGCAUAACUAAUCGCGCAAAAGGUAAAUAAACUAAAGCAUAACUAUCCAAUUCGAGUCAGAGUCUCGGAAGAAGCAACAACAAAAAAAAGAAGAGUUGUAACGUGAAUCGCACCAGCGCCAAGAGUUUCAAUCAAAAUAUUUUUGCCAGCACUGUGUGAAGCAGUGGAAUUUUUAAUCUUGCCCCAGGUGGAAACGCUGGCGUGAUUUUUCCACCCAACAAUAUCGGAGGAAAACGCGAAAUUGGAGCUACCACCACACCGCGAAGAAAGCAACCAAACACAAGCACCCAAUUCUGUCUAGCCGUUUGAAUUCGCUGGGAAAUCCAAUUACAACUCGGACUUUGAAUCGACACAUGGUGUUCGAUUCAAUAGUGCGUCCAUAAAUUCCGUCACCAUUUCGUCGACCGUGGUGAAACGCAGGCCAGCGCCGCAAAUCACGGUAGCGAGCGCCCCGCAAGUCCUAUCGCCGAAGCGACUGUGCACGAACUCGCUGGCCGGUGCCGGUGCGACCAUUCCGGCCUUAGGUAGCUGUCUCGUGCCCGCCCAUCCACCGGCUUCGGCCGCUGCCGCCGCAGCCGCUCUGUUGCACCACCACAACCAACUGCAACAGCAGCAACAGCAGCAGCAGCAGCAGCAACAACAGUUCCAGCAGCACCACCAGUUGCUGGUAGAUUCUGCCAACGCAGCCGCCGCCGCCGCCGCAGCAGUCGCCGUAUCGCAAGCCCAUCAACAGCAGCAGCAGCCAAUGUUCACAUCACCAAUCGUCGCCCAAUCCAAUCCGGCUGUCAGUACACAGUCCAUCAACGGUUCGCUCAGCGGCGUCGUCAACAGCGUCAACAACAACCACAGCCUCGUCGGCCAGAGCCAGAACAGUCUCGUCGGUGCGCCCGGCAGCCAGGUCAACAAAAUGGACACCUCGAUGGGACAGAUGACACCGAUGGCACCGUUGGCGCUGUCGCAGAGCAUGGACUCGGUCAACACGGCCAGCAACGAAGAAGAGGUUCGAACCCUGUUCGUCAGUGGGCUGCCGAUGGACGCAAAGCCCCGAGAGCUGUACCUGCUGUUCAGAGCCUACGAGGGAUACGAGGGAUCCCUGCUGAAGGUUACCAGCAAAAAUGGAAAAACAGCUUCGCCUGUGGGUUUCGUCACGUUCAGCACACGGUCCGGGGCCGAAGCUGCGAAGCAGGAUCUACAGCAAGGUGUACGCUUCGAUCCUGAUAUGCCCCAAACAAUACGCUUGGAAUUCGCCAAGAGUAACACUAAAGUGAGCAAACCAAAACCACAACCUAAUACAGCGGCCACAGCUGCACAUCCUGCAUUGAUGCACCCACUUACUGCUGGACACCUAGGUACUCCGUUUUUUCCUGGGGGCCACGAGCUAUGGCAUCAUCCGUUAGCGUUUUCGGCAGCCGCCGGUGAGCUGCCCAGUGCUGCGGCCCUGCAGCACGCCACCCUGGUCCAUCCGGCACUGCAUCCUCAGGUCCCGCAACAAAUGCAAAUGCCACACCCGUCAGCAAUACAUCCGGCGUCUAUGCACGUGUCGGCCGGGCUGCCAGCGAACCAUUUUUUACCGAGCCCGGCGCUGGCGAGCCCGGUUGGCAGCACCGGUGGCAACCCGGCCCCGAAUCCGCCCCUCGCGGCCAAUGCCCCCUGUUCGACCCUGUUUGUUGCUAACCUGGGCCAGUUCGUGUCCGAGCACGAGCUCAAAGAGAUAUUCGCUAGUCUGCCUGGCUUUAGUCGCCUCCGUAUGCACAGUAAGGGCACCUCCAUCGCUGCUACCAAUACUACUACUACUCCCACUAUGAACGCUAACGCUGCUGCUGCUGGUAACCACUACCAUGCCGCCGUCAACAACAACAACAUCGCCAACUUUAUCAACAACAACAUGGCCGCCGCAGCCACCACCACCACCGUGCCGGUUGCGUUCGUCGAGUUCAAGGACGUGGCCACGGCGGCGGCCGCCAUGAGCGCCCUCCAGGGCAAGUUCCUGCUCUCGUCGGACCGGGGCGCGAUGCGGAUCGAGUUCGCCAAGUCCAAGAUGGCCGCCGACGCACCGUCCCACCACUUUUACCACCUGCACAUGCAGCAGAGAGAAGGGAGCGGGUAUGGAGCCAAGAAUGGAACACCAUUUGGGGAAGAAGAGUGAACGAACCGAUCUCAACACGUAUCUAAUGGCAACAACUUGACCCCAGCAGCAGCAGCAACACCAGCAACAACACCAUCAUCAACAGCAAACCCAUCAACAUCUGCAAACCCCCGCCUACGGCACUAACGGAUCUACCGGGCUAGGCUACGGCAACGGGCUGUACCAGUUUGCCGCGGCGGCCACCGCCAUUCCGCGAGCAUGAUUCGUCGACAUUGUCUAGAGCAGAUCUGCCCGCGUGGAACGAGUUAUCUACUAAGUUUUUACUUUUUUUUUACAAACCGCAAAGUCACAAGUUUUUUUUUUGUCGGAGAAAAUGAGAGAAUGUGAUAUGGAACCUGAUCAUCCGGAUUAUUCAGCUGAUUACGAAGAACCAAAUGUGCCCUAACCGUUGAAUAAUGAAGUACUUUGUUGACCGUUUAGUUUCCCCAUUUUUCGAUUGAUUGUUGUAUUUUUAGAACCCUUUUUGUUGAUCGUACAAAAUUACCUUGAUGGAGGAGCAAGCAUGUGUGUAGGAAUGAAGGUACGAAAAUAUAUAGAAGAAAACAAAACAUGUGAUUAGGGUUUCAAGACGUUACAUUUAUUUUUGCGAGACUACGAACACAAGGAAGAACAACAACAACGGUAGUUUUUAGAGAAGACAACGGCAACAAGCAAUAACAGUUUAUUGUAAAUGAAAAUAUCCAUACAUAUCAAGGGGAUUUAUAUAGAGGUAACGCAAAAAAAAAUCAACUGAAACGAGAAUGAUAGUUUGUAAAACUGAACGCGCGUGUACUAGAUUUGUAAGGUUCAAAAAACACAUGGUAGAGAUAUCGAGUGAUACGCAGGGUCGCGGUAGGCGAUGCUCCCAGAGCAUGCUACGAUCGCGAGGUUCAUCGACGGAAAGGUCCGGCAGGUAGGCAGUGUUGUAGAUCACUCAUUUCACACAACCCCCUAACGUUAGCCUAUUCUGGUGGGAUUCAAGUAGUAGCGCUGCAACUUUGGCUGGCAAACAAGCUUGCUUGCGGCUAUCUUACAGACAACACACACACACACAACCUUAAGCUGAGGAUUAAUCAACUACCCCCUUUACCAAAUUUAACCUUAUCCCAAAAAUUAAACAAAUAUAAAGUUAAUGCAACAACUUACACUAGAGGUAACCAUUGUUUAGCGUGUAACAUCUCACAAAGUGACCAGCAGUGGUCCGGGAUCUGUGAAAGCCUCCAGCAAAGCUCGUGUCAGUUACCGUCAAUUAGAUACUACUAGAGGACACCAAAGAAUUUUACAAGUUCCUACCCAAAAAAAAAGCGAGGAAACAAUUUUAAGACAAAUUUCUCAAUCACAGAAGCUACAUCAUACCAAAGCAUAGCAAAGGAAUGUAAAAUUGGACAACACUCAAGGAACCACUUGGAAGCAAACAAAAUCAACCACGUCGAGAAGCUGGCGGAUUUCCGCAGAGGUCCGGACCCCGCUUGGCUUUCGUUAUUGUAAACUGUCAUUGAAACAAGCAUGAACACAUGAACAUAGCAAUAAGUAGUGAAACUAUAUUUAGGUGUAUGAUUUAGUGAGUGAACCUAGGCUUCUAAGUAUUUCCGUAUAGACAUUGACAUUGACACAACAACUUUCUGAAGAAUGAAACAGCAAGAACAAUGCGAGGAGCGAGGCGGGCUCAGCAACCCCGCCAGGGGUUCGCUGACCCAAGGUAGCAGGCGUGACGCCCGGAACUCGUGCAAGAGUCCGGAGUACCACAACCGGCAAGGUAGAGAAGAGAGAAAAAUCAGCAAGAAGAAGCGAAUAAUCAUUCCGUCCAAUACAGUGUGUAGUUAAAUCGGAUGAGUGCGGAUUUGUUCUCAAGACGACAAUCUGUAUCUUACUCCGGGCCUGCGCAGGGGUCCAGGGCUCUAAAGAACAUCGAGGCUGACCAAUCAGGGCGCCUACCCGGCCCUUGCGUGGGAGCAAAAUUUCAUACAUAUCAGCUUUUGGGUUAAACUUUUAAGCGUGGCGUAAACCAUGGAAACAGUUAGCUUAAGGAAAACCCCCCCUAAUCUUUAAGUGACACACACAUUUAACGACUCAAGAAUUAAGCAAAUUAAAGCAACAAACAACUGCAUGCCGAGGAGACCUACUGCUGACAGCGAGCGAGCUGAAAAAUGGAGACGUCAGAUGCGGAGUUGGAUGGUUUGUUUGGUUGACGUAAUCGCCAUUUUUGUUGGAAAUGAGACACCAUUUUGAAGCUGUUUGAUGACAGCUAUCCGUUUAACGGUGGAUAGCUGAACUGUCAAACAAAACAGUAGAUCGUUUAACGGCGUGCUUUAUUUGACAGUUUGCGGGUGAGAGUAAGGGUUACCUUUAUGAUGAUUUACAUUGAACUGCCUUGAUUGAGGCAAAAAACCCCAGAAAAGUUGGCCAUCUGCACUCGAUUCAAUCUAUGCAGACUACCAACUUUUGCUGAAUAAAAAAAGCUUAUUUGGUGUUCUUUUAGAUCGGUCAAACAAUUUCUAACAAAACCAUGUUAAAGUUUCGGAAAGGAUUUGUAAACAAACAGUACAUCCCGAUUAUUACGAUCAUUUCUUAUUAGUAUCACAGAGAAAUGCAUUUGUUUCAAUUUUGAUUUAUUAAAAAUUCUAGCAAUUCAAGUAUAAUCUUGCUAGUUGGCAACCUUGGCGCUAAUGUAAACAAACACGUGACAGAUACAUGCGGUGAUUUGUUUUCAUUUGGUCGACACUUCUAAGCAAACGUCACGUCAAACGUCGCUGGGAGAGUCUAAAAGUUUGGUUAUGUUACUGCUACCAAAAAAACAAUGGUUUUGCUCAUCUCUUUUUGUUUUGACAUUUGACAUUUGACUUAGAGUCUUUCCAAGGUCAAUCAACAAUAAGGUAGCGUGAAAUCAGACUCGCAAACUGUCAAAAUUUGAAAACGGCAAGCAAAAUGGCGGUUGCGUCAAGUAAGCAAGACGCUUCGAAAGCAUCUAUCUGGAAUUAACAGUAGGAUAUGUAGCUUGAAUGAAUGUUAUUGUAAUAAAAUAUGUGAUAAAUGACUUAGCAAAAAAAAGGAUGUUGAACAAAGCCGCAAAAAUUUACAGAGAAAAAGCAAACUUGACAAACUUUUUGUGAUCAAUCACAAGAGAGUCAGGUUUGAGCCCAAAAAAAGAAAAACAACUAAAACAACUGACCGGAAAAUUCAGCAAACAACAAAUUUUUCACUUGUUUAUAUGUACACGGCUUAGUGAGUGUAGGUGUAACUUUUAGUAACCGGAAGAAAUCGUUUCAAGCAGAGACAAACAAAAAAACAAGAAAAAAACAACACCGUAUAAAUGAAUGGAACUAAUUUUAAGAACCUCCAUACAGGCGCGUUUUUUGAACGAUCUUUUUUAGCGUUUAGUGAAUGUGUCGGAUUUACUAAUCAAACUUUAAAUGCCUUCUAGCUUUAUUUUACACACAACUUGUUGACUAUACCGCUGAUCUUUGCGACGCUAAGUUUCAUAAAUCUGUCUGGCUUUUGGGUUUUGAUUCAUCCGUUUUGUGAGAAAGACAAAGCAGAAAAACUACAAAAAAUAUCCCCCAAAAAUAAACAAACAAAAAAAACACACGCAAGCUAGACUAAUUAACGAUAUAAAAGAAAAUAUUCAAUGGGAAAAAAAGUGUUACGAUAAAUCAACAAUUCAAACAUAUCAAUUUCGUGCCCGAUCAUAUUGAAGAGAAAUUUAUUGAUGAAAUGUAAGCAAAUAUUAUUAACAGUAGCUGACGAGAAUAUAAUAUAUUAACUAUACAUUUAUUAACUACUAUGAUGAAACAAAAGAGGAAGAAAAAUAUCACUUAAAGUAACAAAAAAAACAA